Molecule: messenger RNA, 1075 nt
Organism: Silurus meridionalis
Lineage: Eukaryota; Metazoa; Chordata; Actinopteri; Siluriformes; Siluridae
Gene: cyb5a
Product: cytochrome b5
Exons: 5
Coding region: 134-547 (137 amino acids)
Cellular component (GO): intracellular membrane-bounded organelle; membrane
Molecular function (GO): heme binding
Source: RefSeq, a predicted model, not a curated record
AGACUCACAGGAAAGCUGCCCCACUGGUGUUUCUUGGAGCUGGAGUGAGUUCCUGACUGUGUGUGUGAGUGUGUUAAAGUGUGUGUACUGGUGGACACACUGCUAAGCUGAGAUCUUCACUACGGCCUUACUAAUGGAGGAUCAUGGAUCUGACGGGAAAGCGGUGAAGUAUUACCGCUUGUCUGAAGUGGAGGAGCACAACUCGUUCAAAAGUACAUGGAUCAUCAUCAACCAUAAUGUGUACGACGUGACAAAGUUCCUAGAAGAGCACCCAGGAGGAGAGGAGGUGUUACGAGAGCAGGCUGGAGGUGACGCCACGGAGAGCUUCGAGGACGUGGGUCAUUCCACAGACGCCAGAGAAAUGAAAAAGAGCAUGAUGAUAGGAGAACUGCAUCCGGAUGACAGGCAUAAGAUCGCCAAACCACCCGAAUCACUCGUAACCACAGUUCAUGAACCCACAAGCUGGUGGACGAACUGGUUGAUACCCCUCCUGGCGGCUGUGAUCGUCACACUGAUGUACCGUAUAUAUACAGCUGAAGAUGCAUGACCGGUGCUUUUACUCACACACACUCAGUGGACUGUUGGUGUUCAGCUGUCAUUGCUGUAUGUAAUUUCCUCAGCACACAUUCCGAACGCUGAACUCGACCAUCCAUAAGAUAAAACAUUUCAGGGUUUGUUUUUUUCCACCAGCCGUCACAGCUAUAAUUAAUGAAGGUUUUUUUUUCCUAAUAGUUGCAAGCCUCUGUGUAAUUAAACACAACAGUAAGGCAGUAGAUGUAUAACGAUUUCUAAUUACAUGCAUAAACCUGCUUUGAAAAAACAACAAAAAAAAAAGGCAUGCAAUUAGUGUGCAGGUUUUGAGACAGGUUUCUGAGGCAUUAUCAGUGAUUUUGUGUUUUUUUUCUUCAUGAUUUUGUUUCAUAACACAAAUAGAUUAACGUUGACCUUUGAAGGCAAUUCUUUCUCUUUUUCUUUAGCUCGUACUAACCUUUUUAUGUAUCACACACUGGAUUAUAACGCCAACUUUUUUUUUCUUUUUAUAUUUCUUUAAAAAAAAAAUGCUGCUGUUGUCUUA